GCUCUGCCAGUUGUAGACAUACAUUUAUAGAUGGAAAAUGAAUUUGUCAGAACCACCUGAAAGAUAGUGAAUUUCGGUUUAAUUUUAAAUUUAGAUCACGCUUCGGACAAGUGAGAUGUGCUAGUCGAUAAGAUAAGAUGCUGGCCCUGGGCAGAACAGUCGCCGUGGGCGCCUUUUCCGCCCCAGUCCUCUCCAUUCGCCUGGCCACCUCGACGAAAACGAAAACAAAAACAAACGUACACAAACAGGCCCAAACAGAUGUUCGUCUCCUGUUACGCAAUCUCGGCAAAUUGGCGCAAAAUUCAACGACGCUGGGCAGAACAGCGCCGGCAGCGGUGGCAAGAGCAACACGUGAAGUGACGGUUCAGCAGCAGACAACCAGGCGCUUCCACAAUUCUGCAGCGGAAAACUCGAGGUAUUCGGCCAGCACCAUCAUGACUUCCUACCACAAGGAGCUGCUGCUCAAGGACUACGACAUAGUGGGCUUCGAUCUGGAUGGCACCCUUUUGCGCUACAAUCUCCACGAGAUGUCUGCGCUGAUCUAUCAGGUCCUCAAGCAGUUCCUCGUAGAGCAGAAGGGCUAUGACAGAGAUCUACUCUCUCAACCGCUCAACUUGGACUUCCUGCAGAAGGGGCUGUUUCUGGACGGACCGCGUGGCAAUGUCCUGAAGCUGAGCAGCGAGGCCCAGAUCCUGCGAGCCACCCACGGCACCCGUCUACUGAGCGACACAGAAGUUCAAGCCAUCUACGGUCGAGAUCGAAAGUGGGAAAUCACCACUGCCUUUUACAGGGAUCCCCUGUCCACUUGGAAUGGCGCCGCCUCGACGCAAAUGCGCUCGCUCUUGGAUUAUUUCGAUAUGCCCAGUGCUUUGGUCUUUGCCCAGGCGGUGGAUCAGGUCGAUAGGAAAAAGAAGCCAUCGGCAGGAGAGGAGUAUCAAGUCUGGCAAGAUGUGCAGGCUGGCCUGAUGAACAUCUAUAAUCGGGAGCACUUUCCCAACGACAAGAGUCUCUAUUUCAAGAGCAUGCGAGCGGAGCCGGAAAGAUUUGUGCUCCGAACAGACCCCAGCGUGAUGAAUUGGCUUGGGGAACUGCGAAAGUCUGGCAAGAAGCUCUUUUUGCUCACUGGCUCCAACGUGGACUUUGCCAACUUGACGGCCACGCAGGCGCUGGGCAAGGACUGGCGCAAACACUUUGAUUUCGUGGUGACCUACGCCAAGAAACCGGGUUUCUUUACUAUGCAGCGUCCGUUUAUGCAAGUGGAUGUGGGGAAACUGGCGGAACUGCCCCAAGAGACUAAGGACAUAAAGACGGGCGAGGUCUACUCCCAGGGCAAUUGGCACCAGCUGCACGCUGCCAUGGCUGGAUUGCUUCAGAAGGAGCCGUCAGAAGCCAAGGCACUGUACUUCGGUGAUAACAUAAUCCAGGAUGUUUAUACACCGGUCAAACACCGCGACUUUGAUGCCGUGGCCAUAGCUGAGGAGCUGCUUAUUGAGGAUGGUAAGUAUCCGUAUGCUGCGGAGUUGGACUCCCAGCUGUGGGGCCCGUACUUUGCUCUGGACUCCACACCCACUCUGUGGUCCAGCUUCAUUAGCAGCUAUGCCCAGUUGUGUGUGCCCUCAGUGGAGGAAGUGGCGCAGACUGCGCCGGACAAGCGCAUCGUUUGCCAUAAUCCGUAUGGCUUCAGUCCGCGGCUGCCCAAGGAGCUGGAGACUGUGCAGCUGAAGAGCUGCUGGCGUGGAUAAGCGCUCUGCUAUCGUCUUCUUCCUGGUGACAAUAAACGACCUGCGAUCCCGAGGCGCGGUAAAUCCGAUAACGCUUCUAUCAGUUGAAGCGUCUUUAAAAUUCUUACGUACAAACCAUUGUAUUUGAUAAUAGCAAUAAAACACGCGAGACUCUGAAUUAUUCAA
Drosophila teissieri is the source of this 1907-nucleotide messenger RNA. It is a transcript of the gene Nt5a, whose product is annotated as 5'-nucleotidase domain-containing protein 1. The transcript has a single exon. NCBI's taxonomy places the organism in Eukaryota, Metazoa, Arthropoda, Insecta, Diptera, Drosophilidae. Bases 138 to 1742 code for a protein of 534 amino acids. The record is from RefSeq and is a predicted model, not a curated record. Gene Ontology annotation, molecular function: 5'-nucleotidase activity.